Notechis scutatus (mainland tiger snake) is the source of this 1082-nucleotide messenger RNA. The record is from RefSeq and is a predicted model, not a curated record. Lineage: Eukaryota; Metazoa; Chordata; Lepidosauria; Squamata; Elapidae.
UUAGGUGGGUGGAGCAAGAUUUUAUUCUGAUUGCAGGAAGAAAAGAGUGGGGCUUGGGAGCCAGACCAGUCCCUGGAUGACCAAGUCAUUCCCACCGGACUGUUAACUGCUGGCCCAGGCUGGUGGACUUCUCAAGCUUUUUUUGAGUAAGAAUCUUACACCUGUCUGAGUGGAAGAAAGGAGAACGUUCAGAGUAGAAUGGAUCGCUACAGAUAUUUCAUCUUCAACCAGAGAAGCAUGUUGAUAUUAGGGCUACUUCAGAUAGCUUGUGCUACAGUUUGUGUCAUCAGUGGAUUAAUAGAUGGUGUUUUCAGAAAGGAAUCAGAAUUGAGUAAAUCUAAGAUACCCAUUUGGGCUGGAGUGUUUAUGAGCAUUCCUGGAAUUUUGGCUUUAAAUUCAUCUCAGAGGAAGAAUCCAAUUCUGGUGAAUGCCACGAUAAUUGCUUCAGUAUUUUCCUGUUUCACCACUUUAACUGUAAUAAUUUAUGCCUCUAUGACAUUAGAGUAUGGUGAAAAACAUGCGGAGUCUAAUUAUGUAUCCUCUAACCACCCAACUAUUGUAUUGGUGCUUGGUAAACUGGUUCAAGGAGCUAACAUCACAAUGAUGAUUUCAUCAUUUUUUAGUAUAUUUAUUGUGCUGGUGAUUGUGUAUGUCAGCUGCCGAAGUCUUCCAUGUUGUUCUUGCUAUGACAGUAUCACUGGACUUGAGCAUCUAAAAAAUAAUGAAGACCAGUUACAAACUACAGAAUUAGUCUGCCUUUCACGUGAUCAAGAGGACAGAAUUUUUAAUUGUCCAGUAAAAGUUCCUCAACCAUAUAUAGAAACAGAUUAUGAAAUAAGUGACCCUCCUCCAUACAUCAGGCUGACUUAGAAACAAAUUCUACAAGGAUUUAAUGAACAGAUCCUUUAUAAUUAAAAAAAAGUAUUAAAUGUGUACAAUUAUUAAAGAAAUUGAAAAAUACUCUCUUCACAGAUCCUAAAAAUAGGGGUGUUAACAUUAUUGUUUAUUUAUCCAUCCAUUUGUCUACAUGUAUACCUUCAAAUAUAUGAAUUUACUUAUGUAUAAAAAUGUUUUAUUACAUG